Molecule: messenger RNA, 732 nt
Organism: Penaeus monodon (black tiger shrimp)
Lineage: Eukaryota; Metazoa; Arthropoda; Malacostraca; Decapoda; Penaeidae
Exons: 6
Coding region: 1-693 (230 amino acids)
Source: RefSeq, a predicted model, not a curated record
AUGGCUUAUCAGCAUCCCCGCCAGACGCAUCUUGCCGCUCAUCUCACCUGCGAGACAAGAGCACCUCAGCAUCUGUCGCCACCGGCAGCGAGGAUGAACAAGGAAUAUGUGGAGGUCGCCCGCUCCUUCGGCGCAGAAGCAGCGGGCCCUUCCUACAGAACCCACCUGGGGAACGGAACAUCAAAAAGCUGUGUCAAUGGUAAAUUGGUCAACCCCAAGACUUGUUUGUGCAACCCGUGCUGGGAAGGGGAAAGCUGCACUAAAUACGUGGACCUCUACGCACCGAGGUUCCUGGUGCACGCAGCCACGGCCGUUCUGCCCGUCAACGCCUCGGGUGUGGUCUACCGCGCGUGGAGCACCGACGAGGACCUCGGCCUGACCUGCCCCCUGGGACCCGGCGAGCCCGCGCGCUGCCCCUGCGCCGCCGUCACCUACCAGCUCUUCUCGUCCCCCGGAGACCGUCACUUCGAGCUGGACCCUGCCACGGGCGUGCUCUCCAGGCCCGCCCCUUCGUCGGCGUCGCCUUCCUCGCCGGGGGCCUACGCGCCGCUCCGGACGGGGAAGACAUAUGCGUUCAAGCUGAUGGUGCAAGGUUUACCUCACGAGGACCAGACCGGCGGGCUCCUCUACGACCUCCUCGACCUGAAGAUCUACGUCAGCGCCGACUACACGAGGAAGGUGCCCUGGACUUAACCCACCCCGACCCACCCACCCACCCCCCACCCCAUCGCA